Molecule: messenger RNA, 797 nt
Organism: Pectinophora gossypiella (pink bollworm)
Lineage: Eukaryota; Metazoa; Arthropoda; Insecta; Lepidoptera; Gelechiidae
Exons: 5
Coding region: 94-687 (197 amino acids)
Biological process (GO): cytoskeleton-dependent cytokinesis
Cellular component (GO): dynactin complex
Source: RefSeq, a predicted model, not a curated record
CCAAAAUCGGUGCGUUUAUUUUUGCACUUAUAUAGUCUGACGGCUGAGCCACAGAGUACUUUUUAUAUAUACGGGCUGACAAAAUAAAAAAAUAUGGAUGCCAUUACAAUAUUACAAAAUAGGAUCGAACAGUUAGAGGCCAAGUUGGGGCUGGCUGCAGGCGGCGCCUCCUCGCCUCUUGUUGACCCUAUGACUCAGCAUCAUCAGCAGGGGGACUCUGUCACUACGAAUCUCCUCAACACCGCCCAGGCUAUGAACAAUGCUACAGCAGGCUUGGAAAAGCUGCCUCAAGCGAUGAAUAUGGCCAGUGAGCUCAAUAACUACACUGACCCCAACUUCGUAGAAAAUAUGCAGCAAAAUGAGAUGCAUAUGCAAGAGGUGGCUGCUGCAGAACCUGCAAUCAGACAUCAUUGCCACUGUAUGCAUCGGUGCCAGCAGGGAGCUCCAGUAUUGGAGUCAGAAGCUAUUCAGCAAGUGCCACAGAUGCAGGCUGCAGUGAACAACCUGCAUGCUGCAGCAGCUGAAGUGAAAAUGGAGGCAGAUGCGGUAUCCCAAGGUGUUCAAGAGCUAGCAGAGACUUGUGGUCAGGCAGCAUCAAAUGCAUCUGAGCAACUAGCAAAUGUUGCCCAAAAGGUGGAAAAUGCUGAGGAAAAGAUGUUCCCUAAGAGAAGAAAUGGACUCGAUUGAAUUACUCAUGGACAAAGGCAAAUUUUUUGUUUGGUGCUUCACUCAGAUCUUGUGAUAUAUUUCUGAAUUAUUUAAUUUUUUGUUUGAAUGAGAUUAAAAUUGUAUGUAUA